Acanthoscelides obtectus is the source of this 4089-nucleotide messenger RNA. The record is from the annotation of a GenBank genome assembly. NCBI's taxonomy places the organism in Eukaryota, Metazoa, Arthropoda, Insecta, Coleoptera, Chrysomelidae.
AGGAUGCUGACGGGAUCGUAUCAUCUGCUCUAAGGCCCCUUAGGUCGUUUAGUCGGGAUGUUUUAAGACCGUUUUGGCUAAUUAGUAUCGUAAAGUGCCCAGAAUGACAAUGCUCAUGAUGGAUAGAGUGCCUCCGACUGGUUCGAGAACCGAUAACGAGCCUUGUUCUGAGGACGACGAAGAGUUACAGGUGGAUGUUGAAGCGGAGGAUACCUCGCUUUGCCCUGUGGACCUCACUAGAAGACAGCAUUUCGACCUCACAGGUCACCAACCAUGCGAGGAAGACCCUCUUCGGAGGUCGGACGACCUCCACCAUCACCACCACCACGAAGACCUGGAACCAUCGCCCAGCCACAGGCAACACUCAGGCGACUUGGACUUUCCCAGGCGGCCUACGAGUACCUCCAGACACUUACCAGAUAGUGACAAUAGGCACCAAGAACACCUGUCGGACAGUGAUCUAGUGGAACGGGGAAACGGGGAAGACUGUACCAGUGACGAUGUUUGUAGUGAUAGGUCGAGGAGUCCCAAGGACUGCAACAGCAAUUCCUCGUCGGGUAGGAGGCUGGCCUUCAGUGUGGAGAACAUUUUAGACCCCAACAAGUUCACCAGUAGUAAAUCUGUUUUCGGUGGGGGGAAUGGACUGUGUUAUUGGAAACCGGUGAAUGCGGACCAUUCGGCGGGGUUCAGGACGUCGCCUGCUGAUUUUGAAGAGAACGAUGCUUCAGGGAAGGAUCGUCAGUCAGAUGAUGAUGAUGACAUGAACAGUGAUAUAAGCGAAGACCUGAAAGAUCCGUCAAAAAAGAAAAAGGGGGAUUCAAAAUCGCAAAAUGCGGGGAAGCCCAGACGAGCGCGGACUGCCUUCACCUACGAACAACUGGUUGCCUUAGAAAAUAAAUUUAAAACGACGAGAUACCUCAGCGUAUGCGAACGGCUGAACCUCGCUCUCUCCCUCAGUCUGACAGAGACGCAAGUGAAGAUCUGGUUCCAGAAUCGGCGUACCAAAUGGAAAAAGCAGAAUCCCGGCAUGGACGUCAACUCGCCCAUUUCGCCUCCAGCAUCAGUGACCAACGGGGGGAGUUUCCCGGGCUUUCCAGGACACCACGCGCACUCUGGACUCAUGUAUUCCCAUCAUGUACCGUACGGGGGCGUCUACCCCCUUCACCAAGCAACUGGAUCAGGAGGUUACGCGCCGUACUUCCAUCUUGCCAAUCAUGGGCAUAGCCUGGGUUCGUGAACCAGGCAGAUCACAUAAUGGCUCAAAAUAUCACCAGGAGAAGUGGUGUAGAUAGUUUUUUUACAGCGAGACCAUUUGUGGAAUUGGGUACGUGCAUGCAUUUUCCAUUCAAAACCAAAAGGUUUCACGGUGAAGUAAAGUACUUCAAAAACCGGUUUGUUGUUACCAUAUCUAUGUACAUAUUCUGAUCAAGCCAAAGAAAGUGAAAAUAUGAUUCUAGCAUAAUGACUUGAGGUAUGUGUGCCUAGUGCCGCAUCGUACGCAUUGGAUGAUCCAGGAUAAAUGGAUUGAUUUGUGGUAGUGUUCAGUGUGCAUUGACGGCAAUCUGUCGCACGGCUCCUGAUUGAUUUGCACACCUUAUCGAAUCCUUUUCGGCUCAUGGACAGCAGAUACAUCUCUCAGAUCAGAAAUUCUGAGUACUGACAGAGGCUGAUCUAGAAAAUAUUUUGAAUUUGAAAUUGUGUUGUGGGAUGGGGGGGCUCAGGAUUUAUGAACAGGAAGAUGCACUUCUCGCGGAGUUUGAAAACUAAAGAGCGAGGAGGAGGUUGUCCACAAAUUGAAAAACACCAGUUUUUUUUAACUCGGAUAUUUUGGGGGAGGGUCCAUACAUCCGGGACACUCCCCUGGAUCCGCCACCGAGCACUGAACCUCUACAUAUGCCCGUUGAUGGGCCGACAAGCAGAUAGAUGCAUUAAGCUCGAUCAUAUUUCCUUCGUGACGUGUUGUUUCAAAUGUACCUACGAGUAUACCAUAAAUUAUAUAGGUGUUACUACUAUCGGUCCAUUUGAUCCCAGCUGUUUGACGCGUUCACUCCCUAAUUCCAUGGGCGUCCGGAGGCAUUUUUUCCAGGGGUCUUUAACGCUCCAUUAGUCAGACGUCAUGAAUAUGAUACGUCAAACUAUAGAAUCAAGAAAUUUAUCAUUUGCUUAGGUGCAUUUAGGCAAGGUAAUGUUUUAAGAGCUCUUCAUAGAAUAUUUCGAACAAUUGUAGAGGAAAUCCUUCCAAACGCAUAAGACUUAAGUUGUCGUUGAUAGAACUUGGUUCUUCACACGCUACUAAUAAUAAACACAAAUGUCUUCGUUCUGUAGCUUGACAUAAGACAUUCGUGACGUCAGGCUAAUCACGCGUAACAACCCCUAGGAAAACAUCCUCCGGACGCUAAUGAACAUAAGCGCGAAAUGUGGUAAGCAGUUGGGGACACGAAGAUCAAACCGACAGCAGGUGUCGCAACAGUAUAAUCUGUGCCUAUACUCCUUACAGGGUGUUCCGUACUCAAAUGGAGUAAAAUGGUAGGUACUUUCAUAUGUAAAUUAAAAAGUUGUAAAUUCAGCUUAACGAACUUAAACACGCCAAAUCACAUGUCUCAGGCACUAUUGAACUAGGAGUAGCGUAAAACUAGACGGGCAGGUGGCGUCUGAGCACGUUGUUUCCACUGUAUUAUUUUUUUAUCAAAAUCAACACCUUUUAACCUGAAUACCAUUUUGAUUGUGCCUCUUUUAGUUUUUUGAUUAAAAAAUUGUCUUUAUCAAAUAUCUCUUUUUUCGUAGUUUUUGUGACACAAAGCUCAAAAUUCCACAAAGUUAUGCUCAAAAUUGAAGCAAAGUUGUUUUGGGAACUCAAAAUUCCAGGGUCAGAUACAGUUUGUCUUAUUUCCUUAUAUUUUAUCAAGUGGAAUGUCCUGUAAAUUAUACCCAGAAUUGAUUACCUAUUAUUUCGCAGACAAAAGAGAGCAAGACAUGAUAUAAAUAAAAAGGAAAAUGAAUGUUAUGCACCCUGUUUACCUUUUUCAGUAUUUUUUCUAUGAUUCGACCAAGUGACAUUCUUUAGCAACAAGAGAUCUGCUUAAAGGAGAAACGGCAUUUAAUAUGUAAUCUCACUAAAUUUGAUGUUCCAAAAAUUAAGUUAAUAAUCCACAUUUAAUUGUGUGAUGUACCAUUAUGUAACUAAACCUAACGUAGGCUUCUUAUGCGGACUCGUAAACGUAAAUAUGCUGAAAAUGCUGUAUAUUAAGGUAUUUCUACAUUCUCGUCAUAAUCUCGAAUUGGUCUGGAAAGUUAAAUUCAGUGCAUUUGUAUACUAAAUGCCAUUUUCUAAUCUGUUGUUGGAAACGAGUUGAAAUUUUGAGUUUUGUAUCUCAUAAGCUUCUGAAAACAAGAUAUCAGAAUAAAUAAAAAUGUGAAAGUAAAAAACCAAAAGAGGCGCAAUCAAUCUAUUUUGCUUUUGAACAUAUUCAAAAAUUUCAGCUUAAAAGGUGUUGAUUCUGUUAAAAAAACAACAAAAGUGAAAAGCCGAGUCCAGACCUGGAUUUUUUACUAUUCUGUCUAGUUUUAUGCUACACCCAGGUAACUUUAUUAUCGUUCAAAAUUUCAACGGUUCAAUGGUGCCUGAAAUAUGUGAUAUUAAGAAUCUGAAGUAUAAAUCCAUAAAAACUGAAUUUUAAACUUUUUAUUCAUGGAUAUGAAAAUAUUUCUGUUUCACUCUGUCCACUCAAGUACAGAACAUCCUGUAUAGUAUCCUACGAGUCUGCAACCCCCAAACCACGUUAGCGAGAUGCGGGGUGUAAUAGUCUAAUGCUUUAUUCUAUACAAAGAGUCUUAAAACCCAGUCCAAUGCGUAUGAUGCGGAGCUGUUGACGCAUACCUUAAAGACGUAAUUAUCUCUUGUACUAUAUGUGCCAUACCAAAGCAGCUGUACAUAUUCAAUCUAUCAAUAGCCAUAGUGUGCGCUGAGUAUAUGUAAUAUUGACAUUUACCAAUGACCUGUCAACGAUACAUAUUAAGCUGGGUUUGUGCAAACAGAGCGUUAAUGUUAAGUACCUUGUAUUAUAAUAGUGUUAAGCGCCGUUUAGAACU